AUGAGGGAAAAAACCCUGAGUCACGUGGUUUCACUGCCGGGUUCAUAGUUCGUGUUGACAUCCGCAGACCCACGGCGAUGCAAUGGCUGAAAUAGACAUUGGGAAGCAUUGUCAGAUCGAUUCUUGCUGUCAGAAAGAUUUCCUUCCAUUUGUCUGUGAGCUGUGCAGUGGGGUUUUCUGCCUUGAGCACAGAAGCAGAGAUGCCCAUUCAUGUUCAUGUUCAGAGGAGCCAGUUAAAAGGGCAUCCCAGAAUGCUGUUGGUGGCAGCACAAGUUUUCCGUGCUCAUUUCAAGACUGCAAGGGAAAAGAACUGUUGCCGGUGAUAUGUUCGCAGUGCGGAAAACAUUUCUGUUUGGCCCAUCGUCAUCAAGAUGAUCACAAAUGUGAGAAGUUGGAAGUCCAAAAGCCUCGAAUGGCCGCCACCAAAGAGCUGGUGCAAAAGAUUGUUGAGUCCAAGGACAUAUCUAAGAAUAAAGGACGCAGAGGAGCAAAGAACAGUGCAACUGCAGCUAAGGUAGCUUUAAUGAAACUGAAGCUGCAUGCUGCAGGAGACAAGGGGCUGCCACAGACAGAGAGAACCUAUUUUCAGGUCUAUCUUCCUAAAGAAUCCAAAGACUCCAGCCAACCCAUGUUCUUCUGUUCCAAAUGGAGUGUGGGAAAAGUGGUGGAUUAUGCUGCCUCGUUAGCUGGCCUCAAGAACAACAAUAAUGUUCUGACAGCUAAGAAGCUGCGGCUGUGUCACCCUCAGACAGGUGAGGCUCUCCGGAUGGACGAGGUGCUGCUCUCGCUGCUGGCUCACCAGGUUUCCCCCCUGUACAACGGGGGUGAUGUGAUCAUAGAAUACCUGGACAACGAGGACUCGGGCCUGGAGAAUGUUACUGACUACAUCAGACAGACAUGAUGAUAUUUGUAUCAAUUUUAGUGUUUCGGUCAAUAAACUCUAUUUA
Pungitius pungitius (ninespine stickleback) is the source of this 947-nucleotide messenger RNA. It is a transcript of the gene zfand1, whose product is annotated as zinc finger, AN1-type domain 1. Gene Ontology annotation, cellular component: cytoplasmic stress granule; cytoplasm. Gene Ontology annotation, biological process: cytoplasmic stress granule disassembly. The transcript has 8 exons. Gene Ontology annotation, molecular function: zinc ion binding. The record is from RefSeq and is a predicted model, not a curated record. NCBI's taxonomy places the organism in Eukaryota, Metazoa, Chordata, Actinopteri, Perciformes, Gasterosteidae. Bases 83 to 901 code for a protein of 272 amino acids.